Molecule: messenger RNA, 1209 nt
Organism: Dracunculus medinensis (Guinea worm)
Lineage: Eukaryota; Metazoa; Nematoda; Chromadorea; Rhabditida; Dracunculidae
Source: the annotation of a GenBank genome assembly
GGAGUGCAGUGUAAUGGAACAAUAUCGUCAGCAGAUGCUGCAGCUGAAUGGGUUUCAGCAAUCAAGCAGGCGCUUAUGCCUGUCAAAUCUCAGUUAAAUACAUGCGCUACACCUGAAGAUGUACAAUGUGACAUGGCCCAGUUGAAUGGAAAAUUGAUCUUCAUACAUAUAUUUUUGCUAAAAAAAUUAUUUUCAGCUGUAACGGGUCAUUUUGGGUCAAAAAUUCAAAAUGAACAAGAAUUUUCACAGCUCUAUCAAAUAUUUGCCGAUGAGAUACUUGGCUCGGGUCAAUUUGGAACUGUUUAUGGUGGUAUUCAUCGAAAAAGUGGGAAGCAAGUUGCUGUGAAAGUGAUUGACAAAUUGAAAUUCCCAAGCAAUAAAGAAGCGGCCUUGCUAACCGAAGUUGAUAUCCUACGAAAGGUUCAUCAUCCGGGAGUUGUUGGCUUCCAAGAAAUGGUGGAAACACCUGAGAGAAUAUUCGUAGUAAUGGAAAAAUUAAAGGGCGAUAUGUUGGAAAUGAUUUUAAGUAGUGAAAAGGGGCGACUGUCAGAACGGAUAACUCAAUUCCUCGUUUAUCAGAUUUUAAUUUCUCUUCGAUAUCUUCAUAACAUGAAUAUCGUUCACUGCGAUUUGAAACCUGAGAAUAUAUUGCUGACCUCAGAUGCCGAUUUUCCUCAGCUAAAAUUAUGCGAUUUCGGUUUCGCCCGUAUUAUCGGUGAGCGUAGCUUCAGGCGAUCCGUGGUUGGCACUCCAGCUUACUUAGGCGACUCCUUAAAAAUACGUCUCAGUGAUGCAAACUUUAUUUUAGCUCCUGAGGUUUUGAGGAAUCAAGGAUUCAAUCGUUCAUUGGACAUGUGGUCAGUUGGUGUAAUUGUUUAUGUAAGUUUGUCAGGAACAUUUCCAUUUAAUGAAGAUGAAGAUAUCAACGACCAAAUUCAAAAUGCUGAAUUUAUGUAUCCACCCAACCCAUGGAGAAAUAUAACUGCGACAGCUAUCGAUUUUAUUAACGGUCUUUUGCAAGUUAAAAUGAGCAAGAGACUGACUGUAAUGAAAGCUCUGAGUCAUGACUGGCUUCAGAAUUAUCAUUUAUGGUCAGAUCUGCGGCGCUUGGAAAAGGAGGUUGGUGAACGCUUUUUGACGCACGAAUCCGAUGAUGCGCGAUGGACGGAAUACGAAAAAUCUGCUGGCAUAAAACCCGAAUAUCUGUAA